GUACUCACAUUGUGAGAAAUAUGGGAUGUCUUAGAAAAUUGGUUGACCUCGUAAGUUGCAAAAUGAUCUAGGAAAUAAUCUAUCAACAAUUGGGGUUGCAUGGUGAUGUAGAGGUCUGGAGAGCUGCAUUGGUUUGAGCCAGGUUUGCUUGGGGACAAGCAGGGACACACACGAAGAAUUAGAGGAACCAGAAGCCACCGCGACGAGAGGAGUAGGAAUAGUGGCAUACGUCACACCACCCGGGGCACGAGGAGCAGAAGCGCACUGGCCACUAGCGAAGGGUGACGAACCCGACCGACCACCACGACACCUACCUCUCUAUGCAAGAACGUGGCAAUCCCCAAUAACAUGACUGGUCGCCUUACAAUAUUUGCACACCACACGUUUCAGGCAACAUACCUGGAUGUGACUCAGGUCCUUGCAAUGAUAACAGAUGAUCUCAUGUACGACCAAAAUGAGGACAACUUGGUUGAACCACAACAACAAGACCAGAAUAAGAGGAGUGGACAUCGAGCCGAGCUUGAGUAUGGAGACGCGUCUCCUCAUGAAUCAACUCAGCCAAGACUUCCUCAGGAGAGCCAACAUUGCAAUGAAGGAUGGAUGAGUGUAUUACUUCAAACGCAGGGUUUAGGUGCAUGAGGAACCCCAUCAGACGAGAGUUGAUGCGCUCCUUGAGCACCUCCACCGACACAGCUUCAGAAACAAGACGUGGUAGUAGGACCUGACGUCCAGAUACCCAUGAUGAAGAGUGGCAAUACCAGUCUCCAGCUCAAAUUUGCGUGAGAUAUCAGCUUGAGAGUGGAUAUGACGCAAAUGCUACCACAUGGCAUGAGCAGUCAGGAACGCCCGGAGACUAAGAUCAAUGGCUGGAUCCAUAGACGAAAAGAUCAAGGACAUGACUUGAGCAUUGUCAAUCAUGCAAUCACCCAGAACCUUGGUUGUGGCAUCCGCACUAAAAGUAGUAGAAGUACUAUCGAGAAUAGGGAGAAACCAAUGCCCCUACACAAAACACCGAAAUUGAAGUUCCCAUAAUGGGAUGUUCUUCCCAUUGAAACAAACUUAGAUAGCAUCCUUAGUUCCUUCUAUAAUAUCAGAAUAAUUGAGCAAGACAAACACCACCAGAAGCUCAAACGAAACACCCAAAUAACCGAGAGACAGUCGAGAACAAGGGACAGGCUCGAACACGAUCCAAGAGCCGAGAAGCAACCAAAAACAGACGAGCAUGACCAACAGGACGAGAAGCAUGAGAGGACCAAACAAGAAAUACCGUUUGCAGCAAGCCAACCGUGAAAAAGCCCUAAACCAAGGAACGAACAUAAGAACUCAUGCGCAACAAUCAAGAAUCCAAGCCGAGAAUAAUCACACAGGCUCUAGUACCAUGUCAAUCGAAGCUAGAACCGCAAAGCAAACACACAAAACACCGGAUUUGCGUGGUUUUCUUAACGAUAAUCAUUGAGAAUAAUCCACGGCACAAAGGUAGUUUUAGUUCUCUUAUUCAACAGAGUUACUGAGAACACAGUCUCUUUGGACUAUAAACAUAUGCGGCAGCGGCAACUCGCCCUCAACCCUAUACACAUAUUAUAUAAUUUACAAAAUAGCACCCAAAGUUUACAACUUCUAACAAUGAUUAACCAACCAAGAAACUGAUACUUGGGAAUAGCAAACUUGGUCCAUAUAACCCUCCAUCAAGCAGCUUUGGGUUUAUGAAUACAAAUUGAUUCCCACAUACGUUGAGCAGAAUAUUGCAAAAGAGGCUUCCCCUCCAAAGAGACAUGACCUACAAUCGAUGUUGGAACCACCUUCUAAAUAUUAAUACCAACUUCCAUAUCCAAUAACCGACGUUGGGAGCAGGGAGAGACCAGAUUGACAAGUUCUUUACAAAACACGUGUCGGUUGUAUUAUCAUCACUGUCAUAUUUAUCAUAUUAUCAUAUCAACCGUACCAUCAUUAUAUGAUAUUGGUAUAUAUGAUGACCCAUCUCCUUCAUUUUAACUCAUAGUUUUUAAAAAAUUGUAUACAAAGAAUGCAUUAAUCAUUAUCUACCAAAUUAUAUAUAAUUUAUUAUGUUUUGUCAAACAUAAGACAUCAUACUAAUAUCGUAUUAGUGUGAUAGUAUCAUGAUAUUACCGUGAUAUGAAGUAAUCAAAUUAUUUUGACAAACAUAAUACCUCAUACCAAAAUCAUAUGUUUUGUCAUAUCGUGAUAUAUGACAGUGGUAAGAUGUCGCAAAAAAAUUUGCUCCAAAAAAUUUAAAAAAGGAUAUAUUUUUUAGUAGAAAAAUUUAUGAAAUCCUAUGAAAAAUGAAUGAGAUAAUGUGAA
Molecule: messenger RNA, 2319 nt
Organism: Linum trigynum
Lineage: Eukaryota; Viridiplantae; Streptophyta; Magnoliopsida; Malpighiales; Linaceae
Source: the annotation of a GenBank genome assembly